This is a messenger RNA of Lactuca virosa, 1745 nucleotides long. NCBI's taxonomy places the organism in Eukaryota, Viridiplantae, Streptophyta, Magnoliopsida, Asterales, Asteraceae. The record is from the annotation of a GenBank genome assembly.
UGAUCUUUCUAUUUUUUCUCUUUCCCCUCUAUAUAUAUAUCCAACCCCAUUCGUCUAGUUCUCAACCUCAAACACCACCUUCAUUCAACCUCCAUUUCUCUAAGUAAGCUCAAUAAAUAUGGAGGUUGCAUUGAACAACAGCCAAAAGUUCUUAUCCAAGAUUGCAACCAACGAUGGCCACGGUGAAAACUCCCCGUAUUUUGAUGGCUGGAAGGCGUACGACGCCAAUCCUUACCACCCUCAAAACAAUCCCACCGGUGUUAUCCAGAUGGGUCUUGCUGAGAACCGGCUUUGCUUUGAUUUGAUUCAAGAAUGGAUCGAGAAACACCCUGAAGCCUCUAUAUGCACACCUGAAGGAGGUUUUGAUUUCAGGGAAAUUGCCAUUUUUCAAGAUUAUCAUGGCUUGCCCAAGUUCAGAAUGGCAAUUGCUAAUUUCAUGAGCCGAGUUAGAGGAAGCCGUGUUAGGUUUGACCCUAAUCGGAUUGUGAUGAGCGGUGGAGCCACUGGAGCUCAUGAGACUCUGGCGUUUUGCUUGGCUAACCCUGGUGAAGCCUUCUUGGUGCCCACCCCUUAUUAUCCAGGAUUUGACCGUGACUUAAGAUGGAGGACUGGAGUCGAGCUUUUACCUGUUGUUUGUGGAAGCUGGAACAACUUUAAGGUCAGCCUUGCUGCCCUCGAGGAAGCUUAUGAGAAAGCGAAAGAGUCGAACAUCAAGGUCAAAGGAUUACUCAUAACCAACCCAUCCAACCCUUUGGGCACUUUCUUCGAUAAGGAAACCCUAAAAACACUUGUCACUUUUGUUAAUGACAAAAACAUCCAUCUCAUCUGUGACGAAAUCUAUGCUGGCACAGUGACCAAAGACAACGAAUUCAUCAGCAUAGCCGAGAUCCUUGAAGAAUCCCCCACGAUCUGUAAUCAUGAUCUCAUUCACAUUGUUUAUAGUCUCUCAAAAGACAUGGGAUUCCCUGGAUUCAGAGUUGGAAUCAUCUACUCCUACAAUGAUACUGUCGUGAGUAUUGCACGUAAAAUGUCGAGCUUUGGGCUUGUCUCGACUCAAACCCAACACAUGAUCGCUUCAAUGCUAUCAGACGAUGAUUUUGUUGAGAAUUUCAUUAAUGAAAGCAGGAAUAGGCUUGCCAACAGGCACGAUCUGUUCACCCGGGAGCUAGCCCAAGUUGGGAUAGGCAGCUUGAAGAGCAAUGCCGGACUUUUCUUCUGGAUGGACUUGCGUCGUUUCUUAAAGGAUGCAACUUUUGACUCUGAAAUGACGUUCUGGCGUAUCAUAAUAAACGAAAUCAAACUCAAUGUCUCACCUGGCUCGUCUUUCCACUGCUCUGAGCCUGGCUGGUUUCGUGUCUGUUUUGCUAACAUGGAUGAUGAGACUGUUACAAUUGCUGUACGUAGAAUCAAAUCGUUUGUGCUCAAAAACAAGUUGUUCGAGAUCAAGACCAAGAGCAAGAAACAGUGUUGGCAAAACAACCUUCACCUCAAGUUAUCUUCACGUAGGCUGGAAGAUAUCAUGUCACCUCAAUAUUCCCCACUCAACUCUCCCCUGGUCCGAGCACAAACUUAGGGGAACGAACAGUACUCUUUUCAUGCAUGGCAUACAAGAACUGUAGCAACGUUUUGCUGGUAUUUCCUGUAAGAAGAGGGUGAGUAGUGGGUAUUGCAUGUGUAUCAACAUUAUCACCGUGUGAUGUUAUUUGUAUUUUUAAGCUAACUUGUAAUCACAGUUUGAUGCAUAU